This is a messenger RNA of Pongo pygmaeus (Bornean orangutan), 1787 nucleotides long. RefSeq lists its product as uncharacterized. The record is from RefSeq and is a predicted model, not a curated record. The transcript is spliced from 3 exons. NCBI's taxonomy places the organism in Eukaryota, Metazoa, Chordata, Mammalia, Primates, Hominidae. The coding region runs from base 1 to 822 and encodes 273 amino acids.
AUGGGUAAACAGCAACGAGAGGACAAUCUCACAAUCCACAUCGUGCGGCGGCGGGCACCUGCGAUUGGCUGGGCCAGUCGGAGCGCGGCGCGUGGCCACCUCCCGAGGUACGAGGUCACGGCGGGCGGCGCGCUCUGGGGCCCUGGGGUGGAGGCCGCAACUGGGGUGGCGGCCGCAGCCAAGCUGGCGGCGCGGCUGCCCCGCUCCAGCUCGAACCCGCGGCUCGCCCGCGCCCGCGCCCACUCGCGACUGGGCCGGGCCCGCUCGACGCUGCCGCCCACCCCGCUGCCCCCGCCGUCCCUGCCGCACCCGCCGUUGCCCGGCCUGCCGCCCGGCCUGAGCUCCGGGCCGCCGCCGCCGCCGCCGCCCUCCGUUCUCGCCCUGGCCGAGCUGCCGCCGCUGCCCGCGCUCCCGCUGCGGCCCGAGCCGCUGGCGCCCUGGGGCGCCGGCGCGCAUCUGGCACUGCCCGAACUGCCGCCCGAAGCCUGCUCACCCGCGCCCCCCGCCGCCGCGCUCGCACUGCAGGACCUGCCGCGCCUGCCUGCGCCAGCGCCGCCGCCCGCGCACCUGCCGCUGCCUCCGCUGCCCGAGGCCGCCGUAGCCGCAUGCCCCGGGCCCGUGGGCGCGUGCGGCCGCCCGCCCCUGGUCUCCGAGCCGCCCCCGCAGCCGCUGCCGCCGCUGCCCGCGCGACCCACUCCCUUCAGCCUACUGGCGCCCCCCGAGACCCGCGACCCAUGGCCGCUGCCCGCCUUUUCCCCGCCCCCGCCGCCGCCGCCGCCGCCGCCGCCCCCGCCGCAUUUCUUCCUGUCGCCGCCCUGCUGACCCGGCCCCUCCCGCGGCGGGUGGCCUGACCUCAGGUAAUCAGGCGAAAAUUCUAUCUCAGUGGGCUUUUCUCCAGCAGCCCAGGACUGGUAUCAGAAAGCCAACCUUGACCCUGGGGGACCUGGGAGAGCCUGGGACCCACCACCAAGAAGGGCAGUGUACUAGUUCUUUGUGACUGCAGUAACAAUUUUAUUUUUAAAUUUUUUUUAUUUUUAGUAGAGACGCGGUUUCACCGUGUUAGCCAGGAUGAUCUUGAUCUCCUGACCUCGUGAUCCUCCCGCCUCAGCCUCCCAAAGUGCUGGGAUUACAGGGGUGAGCCACCGCGCCUGGCCUGAACCGCAGUAACAAAUUUAUACACACUGUGUGGCUUCAAACAACACAAAUGUAUUCUUUACAGUUCUGGAGGCCAAAAGUCAAAAAUAAAGGUGUGGGCAGGACCUUGUUCCCUGCGCAGGUGCCAGGGGAGGAUCCCUCCUGCCUCUUCCAGCUCCUGGUGGCUCCAGGCCCUCCGUGGCUUAUGGCUGCAUCACAGGAGUUCCUGCCUCCAUCUUCACGUGGCCUUCUCCCCAUGUCUGUCUCCAGUCUCCCUGUUUUUAUGUUGUAAGAGGUUGGAUUGUCGUUGAAUGUAGGACCCGCCUGAAAUCUAGGAUAAUCUCAUUUUGAUAUCCUUAGUUUAAUUACAUGUGCAAAGGCCCUUUUAUCAAGUGAGGUCACAUUCACAGAUUCCAGGGCUUAGAGGGUGGAGGUAUCAUUUUGUGUGCCCCCAUCCGGACAUGCAGUGUCCUCUCCCCUUUGGGGCUGACCUACCUUCCUAGCUGUCUUCCCAGAACGUAAUGUGUCUUAAAUCCGUCUUGCUGACCUGGAGCCCGGGGUGCCCUUGGGCAGGAGCUGAUGGCACUAGUACCUUGAUAAAGUUCUUACUGGCACCGGAAGAGAAUAAAGUGACUCUCCUUCCCCUUCUCUGA